Amphibalanus amphitrite is the source of this 462-nucleotide messenger RNA. RefSeq names its product whey acidic protein-like. The transcript is spliced from 2 exons. The record is from RefSeq and is a predicted model, not a curated record. The coding region runs from base 41 to 286 and encodes 81 amino acids. Lineage: Eukaryota; Metazoa; Arthropoda; Thecostraca; Balanomorpha; Balanidae.
UAUUGCGCCGACUUCAUUCGUCAGCAGUCAGCACGCCAUCAUGGUCGGCAGACGCUCUAUGGUGCUGUUUCUGAUGCUGUGGGCCGCUACCAUGGCCGUAGCUCUGCCCAACAACGGCGCAACAAACGUGAUUCCCGGCUGCAACCCGCUGGGGUACACCAUCGGCUCCACUUGCGAGUACACCCAGUGUGUUCACUGCAUCAGAAACGAAGACUGCUGCAAAACCGGCCAGAUCUGCUGCCCCUGGGGCUGUGGAAAACGGUGCACCGAUCCUUAUGACUGGUGAUCGGUGAUCCUACAUAUAAAGGCAGUGAGACAGCCAGGUUUGAUAUGUAUGACAUGAUUAAUUACUGCGUUAUAAGUAACCGCGUUUAUACAUAAUAUACAGAAAGAAAAUAUGCGAAAAUGGCGCAAAGACGGCAAAGAAAUGGAAAAUAAAUGCGACAUGUCUCCGCAAUCUAA